CACCUUUGCAACCGCAACCACCCUCCUCCUUCUACACCACUGACAAAACCCUAUUUUGAUCUUAAUAAGUGUUAACACCUCACCACCUCUUGCUCAGAGGCCCUUUACUGCAGAUAAACAGCAGCAUCAUGAAGACUGGUCGCAUCCUCCUGCUCUGCAUCCUGGCGGCUGCUCUGGUUUCCACGGUGGUCUGCAACAAUGUGCGUGGUCCUACAGACUGCUGCUUCAGUCACUAUCCACGGAGAAUCAAAAAAGACUUUAUCCAGUCCUAUUAUGUGACAGACGAGAGGUGCACUAAACCUGGAAUCAUUUUUGUGACUAAACAGUCUCGUCGCAUCUGUGUGGAUCAGAACCUGUCCUGGGUCGAAAGCAUCAUGAAACAUUUGGAUGAGAAAAACUUUUAAAGUAGCUUCCUUUUUGUGUGUUGCUUUGUUGACAUAUUCGUUUAACACGUGUGUGUUCUUGUGGUGCUCGCACAUAUAAUCAACUGUUUUACUUACAUUGAGUCGUCUUGAGCCUGAACUGUAUUUUCAAUUCUUUGUAUUUACAAUAAACCAUAAAUACAGCUGCAUUAAAA
Messenger RNA from Betta splendens (Siamese fighting fish), 577 nucleotides. Its product is annotated as C-C motif chemokine 3-like. NCBI's taxonomy places the organism in Eukaryota, Metazoa, Chordata, Actinopteri, Anabantiformes, Osphronemidae. The transcript has 3 exons. Bases 129 to 404 code for a protein of 91 amino acids. Gene Ontology annotation, biological process: positive regulation of GTPase activity; positive regulation of ERK1 and ERK2 cascade; lymphocyte chemotaxis. Gene Ontology annotation, cellular component: extracellular region. The record is from RefSeq and is a predicted model, not a curated record. Gene Ontology annotation, molecular function: CCR chemokine receptor binding; chemokine activity.